Penicillium brasilianum is the source of this 1152-nucleotide messenger RNA. The record is from the annotation of a GenBank genome assembly. Lineage: Eukaryota; Fungi; Ascomycota; Eurotiomycetes; Eurotiales; Aspergillaceae.
AUGACGACCACUUCUAUUACCAGUAUGACCGCCCAAGUAGAUGGUGUCAAGAGCCCCGCUUCGUGGAAUGGCAAGUUGAAUGGCAAAAUGAAUGGAGCUACCGAGACAGUCAACGAGUGGAGUGAGCCUGGGUCGGCUGCCUUUGACUUUCGCAGCGAUACCGUUACACGGCCCACAAAACGGAUGCUGGCUGCUAUAGCAGCCACCACGCUGCAAGACGAUGACUUCCGAGAAGAUCCCACGACCUUGGGGUUGGAGGAGUGGAUUGCAGAGUUGACGGGCAAGGAGUCAGCACUGUUUGUGAUCAGUGGUACGAUGGGCAACCAGCUGUGUGUUCGAGCGCAUCUAAAGAGCCCGCCAAAUAGCGUGCUCUGCGACGCUCGCAGUCACCUCGUCACGCACGAGGCUGGCGGGGUAGCCAGUCUGAGUGGCGCGAUGGUGAACUGCGUGAGUCCGGCCAACGGACUCUACUUGACGCAGGCCGAUGUCGAGGCGCACUUUAACCGCGGGGCCUUGAUUACUGACUGUCCCACCCGGCUAAUUGUCCUCGAGAUCCCCCUAGGUGGCGUCAUCAUGCCACUGGCCGAAUGUCGCCGCAUCAGCGAGUGGGCGCGCGCCCAGGGCAUCGCGCUGCACCUGGACGGUGCACGACUGUGGGAGGCCGUGGCUGCUGGGGCAGGGUCGUUGCGUGACUACUGCUCCUGCUUCGAUAGUGUCAGUCUGUGCUUUUCCAAGGGGCUGGGCGCCCCAAUUGGCUCCGUGUUGGUCGGGUCGAAGGCCUUGACCGAGCAAGCCCGGUGGAUCCGCAAGAGCAUUGGCGGCGGCAUGCGCCAGGCCGGGGUCGUGUGCGCUGCGGCCCGUGCCGCCGUCGAGGACACCUUUCGGGGCGGACAACUACAGCGUGCCCAUGAGCGCGCCCGCGACAUUGCUACCUUCUGGGAGACCCACGGCGGCCGCUUGGUCUAUCCUGUUCAGACGAAUAUGGUUUGGUUGGACCUCAAGUCCGUGGCCUGGAGCCCCGAAAGGUUGAUUGAGCGCGGCGCGGAGCUCGGACUGAGGUUCAUGGGUGCCCGCAUCGUCGUGCACUACCAGAUCAGUAACGAGGCCAUAAGCCGACUGCAGAGCCUAAUGCGGGAAAUUCUGUCCACUUGA